Messenger RNA from Doryrhamphus excisus (bluestripe pipefish), 1334 nucleotides. The record is from RefSeq and is a predicted model, not a curated record. NCBI's taxonomy places the organism in Eukaryota, Metazoa, Chordata, Actinopteri, Syngnathiformes, Syngnathidae.
CAGGUAAAAGCUGCUUUCUGUCCCUCCCAUUUAAAUUAGUUUUAUAUUAUGGCGUGAUAGUUUGCAAUAGGUGGGCACAUGUCGUUUAAUAACCGUUUUAAAAGUAAGAAUAGCAACGUGGACAAGGUGAAAAAGGCCGUUCUAGCACUACAGGCUUUCCUGAACUCUAAAGCCGGCGGCAAGUCUCUCUUUCGGGACGAGUUCCAGAAUAUCAGUCUUCUCUUUACCUUCUGGAGGAUCCCCAGUCAGGCUCGGACCAUUCGGAUUCCAUUGCCUCAUGGCCAACGCAGAGAAGCGGAAGAAGUUUGUCUCUUCACCAGAGAUGAGCCCCGAAUGACCGCAGAGCAAACUCAGAGGUUUUAUAAGAAGUUGCUGGAAGAGAGAGGGGUUAAACAUGUUACUGAGAUCAUUCCCUACAAGACCCUGAAGACAGAGUACAAACCAUAUGAGGCUAAACGACGACUUUUGGGGAAUUUUGACAUGUUCCUUGCCGACAGUCGCAUCCGGCGCCUUUUGCCAUCCCAUCUGGGAAAGCACUUCUACGAGAGGAAAAAAGAGCCGCUUUCUGUGAACCUGCAGAGCAAACACCUAGCCAAAGACCUCCAGAUAACCAUCCAGGGCACCAGAGCCAAGGUCACCAACAAGGGCCCUUGCUGCAUGGUACGUGUUGGCCACGCUGGCAUGCCUGCAGAGGAGUUAACGGAAAAUAUCAAGGCGGUUGUCCAAACUGUGGUGGAAAAAAUGCGCAUGCCGGGACCACUGAUAAAGAUUAUCCACCUGAAGAGUGUACGUUCAGUGGCUCUGCCAGUCUACACCUCAGACCUGACCCACCUCACCGAGCCCAGAGCUCCAGAGGUGAAGAAAGCAAAUUUGAAGAAAGCAAAUUUGAAGAAAGCAAAUUUGAAGAAAGGAAAUUUGAAGAAAGGAAAUGUGAAGAAAACUAAGGCGGCUGCAGCCAAAAAAGCAACACAGGACCCCAAACAAACUGCAGAUGGCCAAGAGCAAAAGGGGAAAAAACGGAAGGUAGAGAAGGACGACGACGAUGAGGAAAUUCCACAGCUGGUUCCUAUAGAGACAGGGAAGAAAAAACCUAAAGUGCAGUCAAAAAAGAAGCAAACUGCCAAGUCAGGUGCAAAGAAACAAGCGUCCAUUUUACAGAAAAUCACCAAGAGAGGUGUUAAGACUCCACCCAAAGGAAAAGGAAAAAGACCGAAAGUCAAAUAAUACUUUAUUUUGUAAUAUUAUCAAUUUAUUGAAACUGUCACAUCUUGUCUGUACAGUACAUACUGCAGUUAAGCAAUCCACUAAUAAACAAACAUGGCCAUUCAUAUUAA